CUGGGCCGCGCCAUGCCGUUCCCGCCGCCGCCAGCCCCAGCCCCGCGGGUCUCCGCCGCGCGCCCGCCGCCCCGCAGGCCCCGGAAGACGGCUGCGCCCACCUGUGCGCCGCCCGCGCCCGUGCCGCCCGCUGCCACCAGGGAGACGCAGCGGCCCCCCGCGCGUCCCGAAGCACUGCUGUCCCGCUCCUGGCCCUCCGCCACCCUGAGGAAGCCCCCUGCGGGCCGUGCCCCCGGCCCUGCCCCUCGGCGCGCCCAGGGCCCGGCCGGCUCCAGCCCAGGCCCCGCGGGGACCGCGGACACCGCUGCCUUGGGGCCAGGGCGUGAGGCCGCCACGCGCUUCCCCCUGAACCUACCCCCGGAGGCCACCCCGGGCCUUCAGAGACGCCACCUGGAGCAGCAGUUGCGGGUGCGGCCCCGCCGGCUGCUCCCCGCACCCUUGGCCAGCGCCACGCUCCCGCUGGGCCCCCAGCCCGGAGCCAAGGGCAGGGGUCCGCGGAGGGGAGGCGGCCCCGGAGGCCUGGAUGCGCGCCUGCCCGGUGUCCCGCUGCCCCCCUGUGGCCGGUGGGCCGGGGAUCCCAGCCCUAGGCCAGCCCACCUGCGCCGCGUGCUCAAGGUGUCGCUGCUCAACGACCGGCACAAGUACGACGACGUGGAGUACGAGGAGGAGGCCAAGGUCGUGGACGAGGACCUGGUCCGCAGGUGCACCGAGUGGCUGCGAGGUGUGGAGGCGGCGGCCGCGGCGCGCAGCCGCACCCGACCCCUGGACCUGCUGCCGCACCUGAGCACGCUGUGAGCGGGUGCUCGCCACCGUGGGCACUGGCCGGACUCCUCCCAAGCCCACUCCCCGCUUCUGGGCACCUGUGACCCAGGUGGGCCUCCUGGGGCUCUCUGGCCCUGG
Molecule: messenger RNA, 900 nt
Organism: Phyllostomus hastatus (greater spear-nosed bat)
Lineage: Eukaryota; Metazoa; Chordata; Mammalia; Chiroptera; Phyllostomidae
Gene: PRR18
Product: proline rich 18
Exons: 1
Coding region: 13-795 (260 amino acids)
Source: RefSeq, a predicted model, not a curated record